AUGGAGUCCAUCCCAGUAGACUCCAGCGACGAGGAGAACACUGCUCCCAAUGGAGCGUACGACAGGCCAACGACCGGCCGCGACCCCCGGCUACGCCCUGGCGCAUACUACGCCGGCAGACCCACAAGACCCUGCCCAACCGGGAUCCGACAGGCUCGAGGCCGCACCCGAGCCCCGUCGCCCCCGAUGCAGCCAACCAUGCCCAGAGCGCCACCGCGCCGAGCCACGCCGCACCCAAUGUCCGAGUCGUCGGACGAGUCUCCGUCAGCCUCGCCAACUCGGCGCGCCGCGCCACCAACGCCUCCACGACCCUCGGGCCGCACCCGAGCCCCGUCACCCCCGAUGCAGCCAACUACGGCCCGAGCGCCACCGCGCCGAGCCACGCCGCACCCGAUGUCCGAGUCUUCGGAUGAGGCCCCCUCAACAUCGCCACCACGGCGCGCCGCGCCACCAACGCCUCCACGACCCUCGGGCCGCUCGGCCUCCCCGUACUACACGGACAGGACUGGACGCAGGAUCCCCUGCUCUCAAGCUCCGCCGUCGGGACCCUACCAAGGGUAUCACAACCCGGACGCGCCGGGUCACUCGCGUUGGUUCCACAACCCGCGCCCCGCUCCAGGACACCCCGACCCGACCGCUGCUGCUCCACCACCUGAAGGGCGUUACAGCCCAUGUAGCCCUCGCCAGCCGGACCCGGAGUCAGACGAGGAUGACGACGAGGAGGGAGACUCCCGAUCCCCCAGUCCAGCUGCCCCGGCACGCGACGAGGACUACGUGCUGGAGGAUGCCACCGACAGCGACGCCACCCCUCUGUACUCCGGAUACCACGGGGAGGAAGCCAGCGAGCAGAGCAACGACGACGCGCAAACAAUUAGUAGCGACAGCGAGCCAGACGAUGGUGCCCCCUCGGCAGCCCACUAUCAAUGGGAAGGAGAGGAGCGGUACGGGUUCUGGCGGGGAUCGUGGAUUCAGUUAAUCCACGCCUGCUACACCUCCAUUCUCAUCGAGGCACCCUUCCGGCCAACUCCUGACCCGAUUGUCACCUUUCCCCCGUCACCGGAGAGGCUGUGUAUAAUGGCCCCGGACGAGGACUGGGAGAUGGACUUGGGAAAUACCCCCGAGGUCCGCCCGCCGUCGCCAGCACUGGGGGAGGAUGCGGUCCUACCCAUCUUCCCCGGCGACCGGGCCGACGACAACGCACCACUGGCAUCAACGAGCAAACAGGCGCUCCACCUCCAAACAUACAACGACACACCAUUGGCAUCUACCAGCCAGCAAACGCGCCACAACACCAACCAGGACGAUGACAACGCCCCGCUAGCAUCCUCAAGCCGAGGCUCAAUUCCCAUCGCCAACGAAACCACCGAGCAGGGCUACCAGCCCACCGGGAAGGCGAUGCAGUGGGAAUCUGAGAGCAGCGAUAGCGAGACGGAGACGGGGCAAAAAUUCCGCCGCAAGGAGGCGCAACCACGGCCACCGCCGAACAUUGCUAUGCCAGACCAGCGAUCCUCGGCCCACCGCCGCGGGAUAGCCACCGCAAGGAACGCGCCGCCCAACGCUGCCGAGAUCAACCGCCGGGCAGCGAACCAUAGCCGCUCCACUACCCACGAGGAGGUCACUCCCCCAGCCACCCCACGUGUCGGCUUCGGAGAUCGCGGGUUCGAUCUCUCUCCGGGCACGAUGGAUAUGCUCAUGGAGGCGCUCGAGCCGGGAAUAGAGGGUCUUGUACAAGAAUUAAUCCCAGACUGGGACCCAAGUGCCCCUCCAGCGCCGCAUUUCCCGCGCCCAGUCCCUGCGACCACCACCGCCGACGAGGUCCCACCUCCAGCACCGCGCUUCCCGCGCCCAGUCCCUGCGGCCACCACCGCCGACGAGGUCCCACCUCCGGCACCGCGCUUCCCGCGCCCAGUUCCUGCGGCCACCACCGCCGACGAGGUUCCACCUCCGGGGCCACGCUUUGCUCGUCGAGCCCCUCCGGCGGAUGAUUUCACCACCGACGACCCAGCGCCCGAGCGAGUCGCCAUACCAGCCGCCUGGUGGACUAACACGCACGACCAGCGAGUUCCACUGGCGGUUUGGCAGGAGAUAGCGCGCCGGAGCCAUGCCGCACAGUACUCCCGUCAGCGCUUCCGCGUCCGCACGCAGGAAGGACCAUACCAAAUCCCCAUGAAAACGACAGGAGAAGUCCAGAUCCGUUUCGGCCGGGCGGAGUAA
Drosophila kikkawai is the source of this 2214-nucleotide messenger RNA. Its product is annotated as nucleolar protein dao-5-like. The record is from RefSeq and is a predicted model, not a curated record. Lineage: Eukaryota; Metazoa; Arthropoda; Insecta; Diptera; Drosophilidae.